AUGGAAGAAGAAUCUAACUCUGAGGGCAGCCACUGUUUUAGAUGUUCUGAAGAUGCAGAAUACUACUGCAGAGAAUGUGAGGAUGACUUCUGUUCACAGUGUAAAGAAAAACAUUUGAUAGACCUUGACUUUCAUACCCAUGAUGUAGUUACAACUGAGAUGAAAUAUGGAAAUAAUACGUAUGAUGUAGCGUGUGAAAAACAUCCAUAUAAUGUCUAUGAUUUGUGGUGUCGAAGAUGCAUGUGGAGUCGUAAAAAUGAUGCGUCGAUGGUUGCAAGGUUUGAUAGGUCAGGAAGACCAAUGCAGAGUUUCCAAUAUAACGAAUCGGGUAAACCCCUUUAUAAAAAAGCAUUGUUUAUAACAGAAAACCAGAACGGUGACGUCAUUGUAUCUGAUUUUUGGUAUGGUGUAGUGGUGGUAAAUCGAGAGGGGAAAUACCGCUUUUCGUACAAGGGUCCUCCAUUGGGACCACGAUUAUCCCCACAUGGUGUUUGCACGGAUGUUUUGAUGCACAUUCUGGUUUGCGAUUACAAUACCAAUAGUGUUCAUAUGAUUGAUAAGAACGGACACUUUUUGCGCUUUAUACUGACGAAUAAACAUGAUAUGAACGAACCUCGAAGCCUUUUCUACGAUAAUAUAAGCCACUUACUUUGGGUUGGAUCAGAAGACAAAUACACCAAUCCUUCUAUUUACAGAUAUAUAAACCGAAAGAAUGUAUAA
Saccostrea echinata is the source of this 720-nucleotide messenger RNA. RefSeq lists its product as uncharacterized. The record is from RefSeq and is a predicted model, not a curated record. The transcript is spliced from 2 exons. Gene Ontology annotation, molecular function: zinc ion binding. Bases 1 to 720 code for a protein of 239 amino acids. NCBI's taxonomy places the organism in Eukaryota, Metazoa, Mollusca, Bivalvia, Ostreida, Ostreidae.